AUGGAAUCUCUCAAAGCUGUGUUUUUUGGGCCAGACCCCCAAGCUCAGAUGAGGAAAUGCAACGCCUUGAUCCGUCAAAACACCCGACAACUUGAUCGUGACCUCAAUCAGCUCAAAUCACUGGACAGUAAAACUCGUCAAUAUAUCAUCAAUGCUUCCCGUCGCGCCCAGCGAAACCCAUCGCAAGCGAAACAAGCGCUCAGCGAAACCAAGACAUUUGCCAGGGAACUUGUGCGCAUUCGAAGGCAAACCAACCGCUUAUCGACAAGUCGAGCGCAACUUCAGAGCGUGGGCAUGCAGGUCAAUGAAGCCUUUCAGGUCCGGAAGAUACAAGGCAGCCUCCAGAAGUCGACGGCGAUCAUGAAGGACGUGAAUACACUGGUUCGCAUGCCAGAACUUACGUCUACAAUGCAUCAGCUUUCAACCGAGCUUGUCAAGGCUGGAAUUAUCGAAGAAUACGUUGACGAAGCAUUGCCUGACGAUUCGCUGAUGGAAGACGAACUCGAUGAGGCCGAGGAAGAAGUGGACAAGAUUCUGCAAGAAAUUCUUCAGGGAAAGCUUUCCCAAGCCCCUGCAAACCCCGUCACUCAGCCCGCCGAGGAAACUCCCGUGGCUGCCGAACCCGAAGAAGAAUUCGAAGAUCAAGAGGCAACUCUCUCACAAAUGCGCGAUCGACUGGAAGCCCUUAAGAGCUAG
Molecule: messenger RNA, 696 nt
Organism: Penicillium oxalicum
Lineage: Eukaryota; Fungi; Ascomycota; Eurotiomycetes; Eurotiales; Aspergillaceae
Product: ESCRT-III subunit protein VPS24
Exons: 2
Coding region: 1-696 (231 amino acids)
Biological process (GO): late endosome to vacuole transport; endosome transport via multivesicular body sorting pathway; protein transport
Cellular component (GO): ESCRT III complex; multivesicular body
Source: RefSeq, a predicted model, not a curated record